Messenger RNA from Eleginops maclovinus (Patagonian blennie), 5945 nucleotides. Its product is annotated as leucine-rich repeat and fibronectin type-III domain-containing protein 4. The record is from RefSeq and is a predicted model, not a curated record. Lineage: Eukaryota; Metazoa; Chordata; Actinopteri; Perciformes; Eleginopidae. Gene Ontology annotation, molecular function: protein binding.
GGGAGAGAGAGAAGGGGGGGAGAGAUGGGUGUUUUUCCACGGAGCUGAAAUAGAGAGAGAGCCGCGGAGACAGGGUGAUGUGACGGUUCCAGGAGCCAACGUGGAAUGAUCCGGGAAAUAAGGUUUUCUAGACAUCCUUCCCUCUCUGCGCCUCGCCUCCAAGGUCAUCGAUGAGCAACUCAUUCAAUGUGGGGAGAGCGAAACACGCGGCAUAGAGCGCGGAGAGCCUCGGUGACACACCCUGGAAAUCACUCGGGGAAGAAGUGAGUGAUGAGAGAAAGACGAGAGAGAGUGUGUGAAAGACGAGAGAAAACGACGGGGCUGCAUGAGUGAGAGUAAAGAAGGAGAGAGGGCGCGAGAAGAGGAGGAGGAAGGUGGUGAGGAGAGGAGGUGAAGAUCGCACGCCCACUCCAGGAUGCCUUUUGUGUCGAGUGACAGCUCCUCAGAGAAAUGCAACUAUGAGGGAUAUCCAUGAAUAGGAUUUAAAGCCAAGUGGAUCUUCUUCCAGGAGUCUGGAUUUUGGAAUACCACAGCAGGAUUGAGCGAGUUAAUCUGGAUUUUCCAGGUUUUUCUUCACCUAUAGAAGCCCUAAGAGGAUAUUGUGGGAUUUCUGCAACCCUAGUGUAUUUUCUGACACUGACCCACAUCUCACUCCUUUGGAAGAGUGUGGAGGCAUGUGUGUGUGAAGGGGAGUAGGACAGGUUCAGCACAAUCACACAACCCUAUCCCCCCCAACCCCACACACACCUCAAUCCUCCUCCCACUGGCCUAUCACAAGGAGAAACACCUGGGGCGAGAUCUGUGCUAAACACAACACACACACCUGGAUAACAUGUGGAGCUGAUUUGGAUUAUAGAGCCGCACAGACGGAAAAGGUCUGUGGAUUGCCAGGCGUUCUACCAUGCCUGUCCCCCCACCCCUCAAUCCCCGCAGACAAAAACACCUGCCCCACACACACCUCCACCACCCGGAAAAAGGGGCAGAGCUCUCCCCUUCCCUCUUUCCUCCAUCCAUCCCCUCUCUUUCUCUUCUCCCCACUCUCCUCGUAUCAUCUGUGCCCUCCUCAUCCCAUCUCGUCCACUGCGCGUGCCCCAGGGCUACCAAAAGAACACUUCCCGAAUCGGCCCCUUUCCCGGCGUUCCACUGGCUGACUCUAGUCACAUGCUGCCUGCUGCCUUCGCUGAUUGGAGCAGGGGAAACGUGGGGCAUGGUCUCGACCUGUCCCUUCCACUGCGUGUGCCGAAACCUUUCCGAGUCGCUCAGCACGCUCUGUGCCGACAAGGGCCUGCUGUUUGUCCCGCCCAACGUUGACCGGCGCACCGUGGAGCUGCGACUGGCCGACAACUUCAUCACGGAAGUGGGCGGGAUUGACUUUGUCAACAUGAGCGGAUUGGUGGAUUUAACUCUGUCGAGGAAUACCAUCAACCUCAUCCGACCCAUGACCUUUGCUGACCUUGAGAGUCUGCGCUCGCUCCAUCUGGACGGUAAUCGCUUGAUAGCAAUCGGACCCAGGGACCUCGCAGGGUUGGUCAAUCUGCAGCACUUGAUCAUCAACAACAACCAGCUGAUCAAAGUCUCCGUCCAGGCCUUCGACGACUUCCUGCUCACCCUGGAAGACCUCGACAUGUCCUACAAUAACCUCAGGAGGGUGCCAUGGGAGUCCAUUCAGAACAUGGCCAGUCUGCACACUCUCAAUCUGGACCAUAACCUGAUAGACUUCAUAGCGGAGGGAGUCUUUGGAGAGCUGUACAAGCUUGCAAGGCUGGAUAUGACCUCCAACAGGCUCCGCACCCUGCCUCCUGAUCCCCUAUUCGCAAGGUCCCAGACAGGUGCAAUAAGUCCCACCCCCUACAAUAAUGUCAUUAGCUUAAAUUUCGGUGGAAACCCGCUGCACUGCAAUUGCGAGCUGCUGUGGUUACGGAGGCUAAUCCGUGGGGACGACAUGGAGACGUGUGCCACACCUGCUCACCUGGCUGGAAGAUAUUUCUGGUCGAUUCCUGAGGAGGAGUUUACUUGUGAACCACCGCUCAUCACCCGUCACACUCACAAGCUGUGGGUGCUAGAAGGCCAGCGGGCCACACUCAAAUGCCGUGCCAUUGGCGACCCUGAGCCAGUAAUCCACUGGGUUUCCCCAGACGACCGCAUCGUUGCCAACUCAUCCCGGACCAGCUCCUUCAGCAAUGGGACCUUGGAUAUCUUAGUAACAGUUGCCAGGGAUGACGGGGCGUACACGUGUAUUGCAAUAAAUGCAGCGGGUGAAGCGACUGCUACUGUGGACCUGAAAAUAAUCCCCCUGCCUCACCGGGGAGGAGCAGGUGGAAACACAGGGAAUAACAACGUGAACACCAAAAACAACGGGAACGUGACCAGUGGGAUUUUACGGACCGAUCCGGGCUCUUCUGAUAUCAGCACGGGGAAAAACGGAGGGAUUAACAAUGGAGCAGGACGAGGAGGGGAAGCAGAGGAUGGGAGGAAAGGUGGAGGUGAGGACGAUGAGGGUGAAAGUAGCAAGGGCUCUGAAGGGGAGCAGGCCGAAGGAGGGAGCAUGGAGGAGGACGAGGACGAGGAGGAGGAAGAAAGGAGAGUUGGAGUACAAGGAGUUACGUCAACCUCAGCGCAGGUCCGAUGGGAUUUGGGAAGUUUGUCUGCAGUUUACGCUGUGUGGAUGUAUCAGAUACAGUACAACUGCACCGCCGACGAGACCCUCAUCUACAGAAUCCUACCAUCCACCAGCGAUCGCUUCCUGUUGAAGAACUUGGUUUCCGGAGCGGACUAUAACCUGUGUGUGCUGGCCAUAUUUGAUGACACAAUCACAUCGCUAGCGGCGACGAAAGUCCUGGGCUGCGCCACGUUCUCCACUAAGGAUGUGUACCCAGCAUGCCGCUCCCUACAUGCCCAUUUCCUGGGCGGUACGCUCACCAUCUUGGUUGGCGGUGUGGUUGUCGUCACCCUGCUUGUGUUUACCGUGGCGCUCAUGGUUCGCCACCGCGUUUGCAAUCAUGGCGACCACAUGAUGUGUCACAGCGGCAACACAGAGGCAGGAGGCGGGGCCUGCUGUCAGGGUGGAGGCGGAGGGGGCGUGGACAAAGGGGGAAACAGUGGUGGGUGCUACCAAUCAAAUGGAUCGGGGGACGUGAUGAUGGUGGUCCUGCCCAAUGGACUGCCGUCCAAAAGAGGAGGGGAGAAGGACAAGGACAAGGAGAAAGAGAAGGAAGAGGCUGAUUCUGCUUCCUCUCUGGUGCCAAAACCCCCUCCAAAGCCCAGGCCAAAGCCGAAAGUCAACCUGGAGCAGUUUCUUUCUGCUGGGGGGGUAGUUUCCACAACGACAGGGGCAGGUGAGAUGGCAUUGGUGGUCAGGCAAAGAAAGCUGGACAAGGCGCCACCAUACACGCCUGAAAGUGACAGAACUCCCCUCUACUAUUCCCCUUCCUCCACCCUGCCCCGACAGUCCCACUCAAGGGACCGCGCAAGGCCCCGUUUGGAUCGAGAACUCACCACUCGGGCCAGUUUCGCUCUGGCGGGCCCCCUUGGAGAAUCAGAUCUGUUGGACUGGAGAAUCAGUCCCCGCCGGGACAAAUGGAACUCCUCGCAGGCUUACCAGAGCCCUCUGUCCCCGCUAAGCCCCGUCUGCGGGACCGUUAGCAAACGGCGGCACUCACUGGACAUGGGCUCCUCUGUUGCCCUAGCAACUGCUGAUGCAGCCGCAACUGUUGCCAAGCGCUACGGUGCUGUUAAUUAUGCCAAGCGUCUGAGCGUGAUCUGGACGCGGCGGAGCCAGUCUCUCCACGGGAUGCUUGUGCAGUGCGCCUCCACGACAAGCACGACUUCCUCAGCGACCAGCGACGAGGAAAGCGCCAUGGGCUACGGGGCGCACUGCGAAUUCCAACGGGGAUACAUCCACGCUUACAACACAACAAACUCCAACUCUAACGCUGGGAUCACCGCCGGGAAAGCGAGCAAGGACAGGGGGAGGCUAACGGGGAAGGAGGGAAGGAGUGCUGAAGAACUUGAGGAAAGUGUUGUGUAGGGCGUUUGGGAAUGUAAUGAAAAAAGCUAGGAGGAAUAAAGCGUCGGUGAGAGAGUUUGAUUUAAAGAGGGCAAAGAGGUGGAGUCAUGGGAGAUUGAGGGAGCAGCACAGGAGAGACGAGUGUUGCAAGGUUAUGAGUUUAGAGAAGAGUACAAUUCUGAGUAUUAUUUGGGAAGCUCCUUGAGGAGAAGUAUUAAAGGUGAAGAUUUGAGGCUCUUUACAGCAGACCGUAAGCGUAGGAGGUGGAAAAAUAUGUUUGGGGAGACAUAUGACAUGAAAAGAGGGAAAGUAGAAGAAAGUGCUUUGCCAUGGCCUUUAAAAAUGUAACAAUACAAAAUAGAAAAGAAAGGAGGAACACAAAAACAAAAGAUAGUGACAGAUGUAAGAACAGAGUGUAGUCACAGAGACAUAAUCCUUCAGGGGAACACAUCAAUAGAGCCACAGAACAAAGGUUAUACAGCAGAGACAGAGAUGGCGUGAGGAUCUCAGUAAAGCCUGUACACUGAUAGAAGCUGACUCCUGCUAACACUUCACCUCUCCAGGGCCUCUGCCCCCCCCGCCCAACACACCAGGGUUUACACCGGAUGAACAACACCGGUAGUGCCCCUCUCUGACAAAUAACAACGGUAAAAAAGAUUUGGAUGACACGGUCCUGCUUUGUUAUCCUGUUUUUGACUCGAAUGCUGACGGCCAUUUUGAAAACUCUUUUUCCAAAACACAAUGAAUGUGACUUUUAUGUGUCCUCUGUGGCCGGACAAUGAUUUUGGCUGGCCGUGCCUGCGGAUUAUGGGAGCAUAAAUACAGAGCCGGGCGCAUUGGACAUGAUCAAUCGAUACUGGCUGGAAAGAGCGAGUGCAGCACAGACAUUAUUAAAAGAAAGACAUUGGGAUUACAAUGGAGUCGAUAUGGAUUACAAAAUGGAGCAGACGGGGGGGCAUGAUGGAACGUGCGCGCGUUUCUGAAAAACCAGAUCAUAUUGUCGGAUGAUAAUGGACCAAAACCUAUGAACAAUGCCAAUGGAUGCAUAAAUGUGCAUGCAUUGCUGGAUCAGGGAAAGGAUGUGUGUGUGCGUGUGUGCGUGUGUGUGUGUGUGUGUGUUAGUGAGUGCACAUUAUAUGAAUGUUUGUGAGGGGCAAUACAUUCGGCCAAACUUCAUUCGUGUUUCUUAAGGUUUAGCGCUUUCUGCACAUGUCGUGAACGGAAUACAUUUUAACUUUAGCUGUGGUCCGCCCAAAGUGAAGUAAGAGUGAAAUGUUUAAAAAUCAUUCUCACCCAAACCAGAAUAAAUCACUAUUUCCAGCAAUGUAGCAUGGUCAGAAACGCUAAGGGGGAUUUCAAAUUCAUUUUGUGCGACUUCAGACUCCUUUGUGCCACAUGGAUUAAAUUUAAAUCCAUAAAGUGAAUGUUUUCAGGAAGAAGCAGAUAAAAAAAUACAUGACAGAAUGGAAGCCAACGACGAUAUAAACUCUUCUUCAAGACUUUGUAAAACUUAUACGGGACGACUGAUCCGACGGCAGAGACCACAGAGACUCUUAAAACAUCUAUCAGAGAGUACAUAUAUAUAGUAUAUAUAUAAAAUGAUGUUACUUGUCGCACCAUGUGUUUCUGUUUUUCAAAGUUUUCUGGGGAAUGAUGUUAGGAUCAAAUAUAAAAUGUGUUUUUGGGUUUUAGACAAAAAGUCUCCAUCACUAGGACAAAAAAAUGUUCAACAUAACUAGGCAGAGAAAUACCAAAACAAAUAUUGAAGAAGCACAAGAUACACAAGCUAGCAAUUACACACAACACACACCAAAAGAUAAACACACACAAACAGAUGCCUAUAAAAACAGAGCCAACUGCAUUAACAAGAAUAAUGACUUUUAACCAUUACUGUUGUUUCCUUUCUGUUUUUAUUUCAUUUUGCCAAAGUCUAUAUUGU